Messenger RNA from Nematostella vectensis (starlet sea anemone), 1676 nucleotides. Its product is annotated as transmembrane protein 65. The transcript is spliced from 7 exons. The coding region runs from base 257 to 712 and encodes 151 amino acids. The record is from RefSeq and is a predicted model, not a curated record. Lineage: Eukaryota; Metazoa; Cnidaria; Anthozoa; Actiniaria; Edwardsiidae. Gene Ontology annotation, cellular component: mitochondrion.
AUUUUCCCAUGAGCCUCUGUCCCUUGAUAUAAAGUCAAAAACAUGUUGUCUGUGUUCCUGUGCGGCUGUGGAAAAAUGGCAGGCUUUUCUGCCAGAUCUAGAGCACUUCUGAUUUACAACGCUUCCCACAUACAAGCAAGUACAGUGAGGAUAACAAAAAGACAUUUAUAUCGAGGGAAAGGCUUCGUAGCAAAUCAAAAAGUGGCGGACAAUUUCGUGGACUCCUUGACAAAUCUUGAGCGUGGUUACCUACAGCAUGCUCUCAGCAAACAUCACGACAACGAAGAUGAUCAAGACAAGGGAAAGCCACCAACAGUCCAUCAGCUACGACUUAGUAAGAUAUGCUUUCCACUGUGCUGUCCCAUUUGUAGGAUUUGGUUUCCUUGACAAUGCUAUUAUGAUUAUAGCUGGAGAGUACAUUGACUACACAAUUGGAGCAACCCUUGGCAUAUCUACAAUGGCUGCUGCUGCCUUAGGAAAUCUUGUGUCAGAUGUUUCAGGGAUUAGCUUGGCCCACUAUGUUGAGUUAGCUUCAGAUAAAUUAGGUUUUCAGGGGCCGAGGCUUAGUGUUCAGCAAAUGGAGAUGCCUAGGACGAGAUUUUCAUCAAACAUAGGUCGAGCUAUUGGUAUCUCUAUAGGCUGUAUCUUGGGCAUGUUCCCAUUAUUGUUUUACUCAAGCAAAGAAGACAAAGACCAAGACAAGGAGAGCUAGUAUCACAAGGUCAAGGAAAAUGAUGCCAUAAAUUUUAGGGGUGUGCGGAAAACAGCUUGCAGAAAACAGCGCCCGGAAAACAGCACACAGAAAGUAGAGUGCGGAAAGCAGUGGUUGGGUCGCGUGACCUCGGGCUCACACAAGUCGCAGAGUUGCGGGAAGGGCUGCCUCCAUUUUCCCCAUACUAAGAGCGGAAAACAGCGCGCGGAAAACAUUUCAUCGCUUUUUUUCUUAAGAGGAAAUCUUCUUACGAUGAAAUUCAUUCUCCCAGCGCUCCGUAUAGGCUUAUACCCGCACGUUUUACUUUGAAACAUUUUAAACUAACCUAAGACAUUGUUAGGGAGUCAUAUUUUGUUUCAGGAUUUUCCCCCACUACAGAGGUUUUGGCCACACAGGGCCUGUUCAGAAAGAUAUAUUACAUUAUUUUUGCGUCAUUUAUAAGCACACCCUAAGUUUUAGGGAUCACCAGCUUGCUUCCGAUUUCUCACAUGUCACAGAAAAAGCCUGAAAGACAUUUGUUUUCGAGUAAUAAUCUAGGGGAAGCCAUCAAUUGGCAAAGAACAUAGUGGUACUGCAAGAAUAUCUAUUAGAAUCCUCUUUUAUUGGCCACACCUUUGCAUGGUCAUGGGUGCAGGUUCUAAGUUUUAAUUUGUUAAUUUCAAAGCAGAGUUAUGCUGGCUUCUCUGACUAAUAGAGAACUUUUAAUAAGAGUAUUUAAAAAAAAAAUUAAAGUACCCACCCUGCAAGCAAAGCUUUUUCCAUGAUUUUUUCUAUCAGUUCACUUCUCCAUUUCACGCGUGGAAGAACAGAGACGCGACACGGAUAAGUGAACUGAUGGAAACAAACAGGAAAAAGCUCUGCUACCAGGGUAAAAAAGUACUAUUUUAGAAAUGAAAGUUGUACCUGUAUAGUAAAUAUAUUAUUGCCAUGGAAAUAGAUAAAUAAAGAUUAUUAGAUUCUUUCA